This is a messenger RNA of Fusarium graminearum PH-1, 2058 nucleotides long. RefSeq lists its product as uncharacterized. The record is from RefSeq and is a predicted model, not a curated record. The transcript has 6 exons. NCBI's taxonomy places the organism in Eukaryota, Fungi, Ascomycota, Sordariomycetes, Hypocreales, Nectriaceae. The coding region runs from base 1 to 2058 and encodes 685 amino acids.
AUGUUCAAACAACAUCAUUGGCUAUGUGCGGCAAAGAAAUGCCGUGACAUGUCUGAGUCCGACAUGGUUCUAAUUCUUUCUCUACCAACACGGGCAAACCGUCGCCUGUCUUCGUAUCGUUUUGCCGAGCCGAGGCAGACUCGCUCAAACUCUUAUGCAUUUCUGACCGAGAGUAGGCAGAGAUCUGUGCUACCUACCCUACCAUCGUUUGCAAGAUGUAUUGGCUGCCUUGCACCGAGGGUAAUAUUUGUACUUGUGCUUGGGGCUCUUGCCAGAGUGUCAUUCAUUGGGUUUCCGCCGAGUAAUGCCAUUUCUUCGUUGCUAUUGGGAAUUACCAAGUCCUUAUCUUGGACAUACACUGCCCAAAGCGCCUACUACACAUCCUGGAGUCUAGCAGCAAUGCUGUUGUCCUUCAGUCUACUCUCUACCCGUAAUCCAUUUAGCCUCUCGUCCGACAGCCAGGCUCUAUCACACGUACUUGCGUCUCUGCUUUCUCUUGCACAAAUAUUUGGUUUCACUCCUAAGCAAGUCAGACCAACAUGGGUAUUGAUCGUUGCCGCCGUCCUCCCUUUGGUCCCAUACUCAGCGAACAUCGUCGCAAUUCGCAACGCUCAACUGGAGGCUCAGAUCUUUAGUGAAAGUAACUCGCAUCCUGUUGAGGUUUUAUUCAACCGAUCUAAAAUCGAGUUUCAACAAAUGUUGGCCCGAAAAUCUACCACUUUUGAGAUAGCAUCCAGAAGAUAUCGAUCCAGAUAUGGUCUCGAUCCACCACCAGGGUUUGAGGGCUGGUUCCAAAUGGCACGAUCCCUUGAGUCACCCUUGAUUGAUGAUUUUGAUACAAUACAUCGAUCAAUAUCUCCGUUUAGAGCUUUCAGUGGAAAGGAACUUCAAAAGGCGGUUUAUCAAGCCCAGGCCCUACAAGGAAUGGACCUAUGGCUCUGCUGGUUUUCAAGUGCAACAUCGAAAACUGAAUGCAGCCAUCCCCGACGAAAAUUUGACCGGCACAUCUCACAAAUGUUCAAUGACAUCCUGGUCAACGCAACAGAGCUUCCCGAUGUCCAAUUUCUUGUUAACCACAUAGAUGAACCCAGAGUCCUUGACCACUUGCAUCAAGAUGGGGGUAUCAGUGUUGAUAAUUAUAGCCACAAGCCCGUCUGGGAUUUAGUGACAAAAAGCUGUGGCUCAAUGCAUGACGGGGUAAAAGAGGAGGGCGGUAUCGACACAUUUGGACUGCCAUUUGUUACGAACAUCUCUUCAGCCCAAGAUCUAUGUCAGCAUCCUGAUUAUCAAGGUCGGCAUGGCCUUACAUCGAGUCCCGUCUCCUUUCGGCCCAUCACCGGCCCCCUUCCGGUUCUUUCAACUGGUGCACUAUCUACGAUGAAGGACAUUUUGUUCCCGAGCCCUGCAUAUACGGAGACCGAGUUCAUAUAUAACGAUACAUCUGAUGUCGAAUGGGACCAGAAACGCAAUAGUCUCUAUUGGGCUGGUUCGACUACAGGAGGGUAUGCGACUGAUUCCAAUUGGCAACUGUUCCACCGACAGCGAUUUGUGGAAGUAGCACAAAACCUGCAGAAGAAGAACUACUACCUCAGGGUCAAAGAUGGCGCUGCAAAACGCGUACGAUCCUCAUUUCUGGACGGAAGGCUCUUCAAUGUCGCAUUUACACGCAUCUUCCAAUGCGAAAGACAAUCUUGCAGAGAUCAAGACGCAUCUUUUGGAACGAAAUCAUGGGUCGGCAAGGAUGAAGCGCUGAAAUCGAAACUCGCGUUCGAUAUCGACGGCAAUGGUAUCAGUGGCCGCUUUUAUAAGUUGCUUGCUUCAAGAUCAGUGCCGUUGAAGCAGACGCUUCUUCGAGAAUGGCAUGAUGAUCGCCUUGUGCCGUGGGUACACUACGUACCUGUUAGUCAGAGCAUGGAGGAGCUUCCCGAGUUGGUCUCGUUUCUGACCCUAACAGAAUAUGGUCAAAGAACUGCGAAGGAGACAGCAGUGAACGGUCGAGAGUGGUUAUUGUUGGAAAUGGCAAGGCUCCAGGAUCCAGAGCGCAUGCCGGAGAAUUAG